UGCUCCUGUGCAGGUGCGCGGUUGCCAGGCGACGGCAGUGAUUGGCGGGGUUGGGGGGGGGGUGGCGAGGAAGGAGCGAGCACCUAAAGGUGUCUUCUGAGCAGCGGGAAGGUGAAAUUCGUCCGGCGGUCGGGGCUGGUAAAGCCGCCGGGACGGAGAAGACCGGCCAACCAGCGCUCGCUGCUGUUGCAAUUCACCGCCAGCCGGACGGCGCAACAAAUCCGCAUCCUUUCCAAUGGCUUCGGGGCUGUUGAUCUGAUGAGUUGGUGUUGGUCACAGCUCUUCCCAAGUAUGUGAAAGAUUCAGAACAUUUCAGCGCUACCCCAUUGACCGAUAUGACUGGUUGGGUCUCACUGGGACUGCACAGAGGAGGAGAUCAGUGACGAUGAAAAGGGCUAUGACCCAGAGUUGUUUUGUAUUCCGAAACACUAUGAAGAAGACCUUGAAAGAGUUUUCAUUCCUCAUGGGCUUAUUAUGGAUCGGACCGAGAGGCUAGCCAGAGAUAUAAUGAAGGAUAUGGGUGGCGAUCACAUCGUGGUGCUUUGUGUACUGAAGGGGGGUUACAAGUUCUUUGCUGAUCUGUUGGACUACAUCAAAGCUCUGAACAGGAACCAGGAAGAGUCACUCCCAAUGACCAUCGAUUUCAUCAGGUUGAAGAGUUACUGCAACGAUCAAACUGCAGAGGAAGUGAAAGUUAUUGGAGGAGAUGACCUGUCUUCACUGGCUGGGAAGAACAUCUUGAUAGUUGAAGACAUUGUGGAAACUGGGAGAACGAUGAAGAAGCUCCUUAAACUUCUGGAGAGCCACAAGCCCCAGAUGGUCAAAGUGGCAAGCUUGUUGUUGAAAAGAACUCCCCAGAGCUUGGGAUACAGACCGGACUUUGUAGGAUUUGAAAUUCCAGAUAAAUUUGUGGUGGGAUACGCCCUGGAUUACAAUGAACAUUUUCGGGAUUUGAAUCACAUUUGUGUGAUCAGCGAUAAAGGCAGGCAGAAAUACAAGGUCUGAAGAAAGGACGGAUUCCCUCACAAUAACCUGGAGAACUGAACACAGUAGCUUCCUAAAUAUCCUUAUCAUAUCAAUUUAUUUGUAAGCAACAGAAUAUGGGGGGAGAAUACUCCAUCUGGAAAUAUACAUAUCUGGAAAUAAUUCAGAUUAUUUCACUAUUUUUGUAUUGUGUUUGAUGGAAAUGGCUUAAAAUUUUAUAUUUAAAGCAUCCGGUAAUAUUUUAAUUCAGCCCUUCUGAAAGUGGUGAGAGCAAAAAAUAUUUUUGUAUUCAAAUGUUUUGCUUGUGCAAGGGCGCAGGGGUGCCGAGCUUUCUGAAGGCAAACGUGCCCUUCAGGGGACACGGCUCACACAGUUCGAGGGCUGUGGUCUCGACGGUGGCUUUCAAUAUACUGAGGCGCCCACAAGUAAGGCACCGGCAUUCCUUAGAAGGUGAUCUGGGUUCUCCUGAUGGACAUUUCCUACCUGCUUGAUGCCCGGGUGGAGUGGCACUGGUAAUUCUAUUGCCUCAGUUCUGCCAGAGACCAGGGUUCAAUCCCGGCCUUAGCUGCUGCCCGUGUGGAGUUUGCACAUCCUCCCUGUGAUUGGGUGGGUUUCCUUUGUGUGCUCGGGUUUCCUUUGUGUGCUCUGCUUUCCUCCUGCAUCCCAAAGAAAUAGCUGUUGUAAAUUGCAUGUAGGUGAUUUGGUGGGGGGGGGGGGGGGCAUUGAAUCAAAAUCAGGUUUAUUAUCACAGACUUCUGUAGUUGAAUGUGUUGUUUUGCAGCAGCAGUACCGUGCAAUAUGUAAAAUAUUAUAAAUUAUAAUAAAGAAUUUACAUAUAAAAUUAGCAGUGGAAAAAGAGCAAAAAUGGUGGUGAGGUAGAGUUCAUGACUUUGUGAACACAUGAAAUCUGACAGUAGAGGGGAAGAAGCUGUUCCUAAAAUGUUGAAUGUAUGUCUUCAGACCUCUUCCCUGAUGGUAGAAGUGACAAGAGGGCAUAUCCUGGGUGUCAAGGGUCCUUAACGAUGGAUGCUGCCUUUUUAAGUCAUAGAAAAGUACAGCACAGAAAGAGACCCUUAUGAUCAUCUAGUCUGUGCUGAAACGUUUAAACUGCCUACUCCCAUUGACCUGCACCGGGACCACAACCCUCCAUAUCCCUACCAUCCAUGUACCUAUCCAAACUUAAAGGUUGAAAUUGAGCUCACAUGCACCAGUGGCGCUGGCAGCUUGUUCCACACUCCACAGCCCUCUGAGCGAAGAAGUUUCCCCUCACGUUCCCAGCAAUCUUUUCUCCUUUCACCCUUAACCAGAUGAUGUACCCCAUGGUUAGAAUCCCAUGGUUCUAAUAGAUGGCUGUAGAGAUUGUGGAGUCAUUAGUAACGAUCUUUUAAGAAUCACUAGAGUCUGGAAUGGUUCCAGAAGACUGGAAAAUUGCUAAUUUCCAGAGGGAGAAGAAAGGAAAUUAUAGGCCAGUUAGUCUGACCUCUGUAGUUGGGAAAUUGUUGGAGUCAAUUGUUAAGGCUGAGGUCUCAGAGUACUUGGAGGCACAUGAUAAAAUAGGCAGAAGUCAGCAUGGCUUCCUCAAGGGAAGAUCUUGCCUGUCAAAUCUAUUGGAAUUCUUUGAAGAAAUAGCAAGCAAGAUAAACAAAGGAGAAUCGGCUGAUAAGUAUUUUGGAUUUUCAGAAGGCCUUUUACAAGGUUCCACACAUGAGGCAGUUUAACAAUCGAUGAGCCCAUGGUAUUACAGGGAAGAUUCUAGCAAGGAUAAAAUAGUGGCUGACUGGCAGGAGGUAAAGAGUGGGAAUAAAGGGAGCCUUUUCUGGUUGGCUGCCAGUGACUAAAGGUGUUCUAUAGGCGUCUGUGUUGGAACCAAUUUUUUCUUCGUUAUAUGUUAAUCAUUUGGAUGAUGGAAUUGAUGGUUUUGGUUCAAUGUUUGCUGACAAUACGAAGAUAGGUGAAGGGGCAGGUAGUUUUCAGGAAGCAGACGGGCUACAGAAGGUCUUAAACAGAUUAGGAGAAUGAAAAAAAUAAGUGGCAGAUAGAAUACAGUAUUGGGAAGUGUAUGGUCAUGUACUUUGGUAGAAGAAAGGCAAGGGCUAACUUUUUUAAAUGGAAUGAAAAUACAAAAAAAACUGAGGCUAAAGGGGCUUGGAAUUCUUCUGCAGGAUUCCCUAAAGGUUAAUUUGCAGGUUGAGUCUGUGGUGAGGAAGGCAAAUACAAUGUUAGCAUUCAUUUCAAGAGGACUAGAAUAUAAAAGCAAAGCUGUAAUAUUGAGACUUUAUAAAGCACUGGUGAGGCCGCACCUUGACUAUUGUUAGCAGGUUUGGGUCCGUAAUCCUAGAAAGGAUGUGCUGAUACCAGAGGGGGUUCAAAGGAGGUUCACAAACAUCAUUCCUGGCUUGAACGGCUUGUCAUAUGGAGAACAUUUGAUGGCUCUGGGCCUGUAUUCACUGGAAUUCAGAAGAAUGAGAGUCGACUUCAUUGAAACCUAUCAAAUGGUGAAAUGCCUUGAUAGACUACUACCUUUGGAGACAUCCUCUCUACAUCCACUCCAAGUCCAGAGGACACAUUCUCAGAAUAGAGGGAUGUCCUUUCAGAAUGGAGAUGAGAAGGAAUUUCUUUAGCCAGAGAGUGGUGAAUUUGUGGAAUUUGUUGCCACACACAGUUGUGGAGGCCAAGUCAUUGGGUAUAUUUAAGGCAGAGGUUGAUAGAUUCUUGAUUAGUAAGGGCAUGAAGGGAUACAGGAAGAAUGUAGGAGAUUGGGGCGGUGAGAGAAAAUGGAUAAGCCAAGAUGAAAUGGCAGAGUAGACUCAAAGGGCAGAUUGGCCUAAUUCUGCUCCUUUGUCUUAUGGUCUUAAAAAUCCUGCUUGCAUUUACCCUAUCUAUACCCCUCAUAAUUUUCUAUACCUCUAUAAAAUCUCUGUUCAGUCUUCUAUGUUCCAAGGAAUGCAGUCAUUGCCUUUUGAAGAGGUCCAUGAUGGUGGAGAGGCUGUACCAAUGAUGGAGUUGGCUGAGUUCACAGUCCUCUGCAUGAUGAGUAUGUGGAGAUAAUAAAAAAAAUAAAAUCAAUAUAAUUGGGGGGUGGAGGAGAUGAGAUAAUUGGGAAGGGUCUGUUUCUGGACUGUAUAUGUGCCAAAUUAAGUCUUGUUCCUUCUUUGAUGCCAUGCCAGUGAGCAAAAUCAAAACUGAUGUGGGUUUCUAUCUCUUCUUCCUUUGGAAACAACAGCACCACCUACAUUCCCUCUUUUUUUAUAUAUAUAGCUGCGCAGACCAGCCAUUGCUUUGAGCAGGAAAUUUUUACACGGUCUGAAAACUCUGUGGUAUGUUAAAUGAUUUUGUUUUUGUAAUAUGCGUACUAAGAAUAUUUAGAAUGAAAAUUGAAAAAUCACAUAAUUUGGAUUUUAUUAAUUGAAGCGUGUAUUGAAAUACAGCAAAGAAAAUCUUUUACGUUUCAAAAAAUGUUUUCUAGCAGUGUCCAAUUCCGGCUAGAUGGCAACAAAGGCUAUGUGCACGGGAGCGUUUCAGUUACUUUGAGGGAGUGUAUCCAUGCAGUUUGGAGGCAACAGUGAUGAGCAUAAAGAAGUAAUGAGGGAAUCAAAAGAUCUAGGAUGCCCAUCCCAUUGUUCCUUACAGGAUCAUGAAGAAGGUAUAUGCCACACUUGUCUUCAUAGGGUGAUGUAGAAUAUAUAAGUUGGGGCAUUAUGUUACAUCUUCAGAAAACACUGGCUAAGCUCUACAUGGUAUGCAAUUCUGGUCAUUACACUACAUAAAGGAUGCAGUUACUGUGGAGGGAGUGCAGAGGAGAUUCACCAGCAUGUUCCCUGCACUGAAGGUCUUCAGUUAUCGAGAGAAGUGGCUUUGGUUUGGCUUGUUUUCCAUAGAGUGAAUUAGAAUCGGGUUUAUUAUUGCUGACAUGCAUCGUGAGAUUUGUUUUGUGGCAGAAACACAGUGCACUGCAUUAAAAAUAUGAAAUGUAAAAGAUAUAUAAAUAGUGCAAAAAGAGAACAGAAUGGUAAUGUGGUAUUCAUGGGUUUAUGAACUAUUCAGAAAUCUGAUGGUGGAGGGAAGAAGCUGCUCAUAAAACAUUGAGUGUGUGUUUUCAGGCUCCUGUUCGUCCUGUAUUGUCACGUGGCCAAGUGGUGUUUGUCUAGUUAUCUGAAGGUCGCUAGUUCAAGCCUUGGCUGAGGCUGCAUGUGUGUCCUUGAGCAAGGCACUUAACCACACACUGCUGUGCGACGACAUCGAUGCCAGGCUGUCUGGGUCCUAAUGCCCUUCCCUUGGACAACAUCAGUGGUUUGGAGAGGGGAGAAUGCCAGUCUUCCAUUAUAUAAAAAAAAACCUUGCCCAGGCUUGUGCCCUGGAAACUUUCCAAGGUGCAAAUCCAUGGUCUAUCGAGACUAACACAUCCUGUACAACCUAUUGGUGGUAGUAAUGAGGAGUCUUCUGAUAGAACUUGUAUCUACUGCACAGGAUUGAAGUGAGCCGCAGAGAGUUAUAAAAUUAGUCAACUUCAUUAUGGGUACUAGCCUCUAUGAUAAUCAAGACAUCAAGGAUCGGUGCCUCAGAAAAGAGGCUUCCAUCAUCAAGGACCCCCACCACCCAGGACAUGCCCUCUUUUCAUUGUUACCAUCAGGAAGGAGGUGCAGAAGCCCACAGACGCACACACUCAGUGAUUCGGAAACCACUUCUUCCCUCUGCCAUCCAAUUUCUGAAUGGACAUUGAACCCAUGAGCACUAACUCACCAUUUCUUUUUAUUAAUUUCUGUUUUUGCACAACUUAUCUUAAUUUAACUUUUGUUUAUUGUACUGCUGCCACAAAGUUAACAAAUUUCAUGAUGUAUGCCAGUGAUAUUAAACCCGAUUCUAUUUUGAUAGUUAUAUAAGAAUAUGGAAACAUACAGAACUGUGCAAAAGUCUUGGCACAUGUAUAUAGCUCGUGUGAAAACAACUUUUGCACGGUACUGUAUUUGCCAAUGUGGAGCGGUGAGCAAGUUAGUAAAUCUGGUGGGAGCAAAGGUUGCUGGGAGUAGCAAGGGUGGCGUGCCAAGGAAGGGGUAUGGGGCAGGUGAGAGGAAAGGAAAGGGUAUGGGGCAGGUGAGAGGAAAGGAAAGGAGCUGGCACGGAUAAAGACACCCGGACAUUAGACACCAGGCAAGGUCAUUUGAUUCCAAACAAUUGGUUUAUUAAUCAUCAUGGAAUCUCGCUCUAGUACUUUCCACUCCCUCUGCUCUCCCUUCCCCUCUUCUCAGCCAUGAUUCCCCUCUCCCUUCCCACUCUCAGUCCACAAUAGAGACUCAUAUCAGAAUCAGAUUUAUCAUCACUCACAUAUGUCAUGAUUUUUUUUUUGGCUGCAGCAGUACAUAGCAACACAUAAAACUACUACUGUACUGUGCAAAAGUCUUAGGCACCCUAGCUAUAUAAAUGCCUUGGCUCACUACUAUGUCUCAUAUAGAUAUUCAGCCCUGAGGAAAGGUCUCGCUCUGAAACAUUGACUAUCUAUUCUUUUCCAUAGAUGCUGUCUGACUUGCUGACUUCCAGCAUUUUGUGUGUGUUGAUCUGGAUUUUCAGCAUCUGCAGACUUCCUCGUCUUUGUAGAUACUCAAUUUUUUUUUCCCCAUGGUAAGGUGGAUCAACAAUGAGGGUUCAGGGUUAAAAUGUGGGGAUCGAGUUUUAAAUGGGAUGGAGGGGUAAGAUUUACACACACACAGUGUGUGGUUAGUAUCUAGAUCAUGCUGCCAAAGGUGGUGGUGGAACCAGAUAUAAUUACAAUGUUUUAGAAGGUACUUGGACAAGUACUUAAUGGGCAAAGUAUAGGCCGAUAUGGUCCUAAUGUGGGCAUGUAGUAUAGCUAUGCUACAUGGUUGGCAUGGAUGUAGGAGGCCAGAGGCCCUUUUUCUGUUUUGUACUCUACUGUGUCUUAAUGAAAAAGUAGACGGGAAUAGGCCUGCCUUGUGGUUUCAGCUCCUUUCAGGAAUAAAAUUGAGGAUCAGGUUCAUUAUCACUGACUUAUCAUGAACUUUGUUGUUUUGUGGCAUUAACACAGUACAAGACUUAAAAAUUACUUUUAAGUUACAAAAAAAUUGAAUAAUGCCAAUGACGGAUAAUAAGGCCGUGUCAUGGACUCUUCAGAAAUCUGAGGGCAGAGGGGAAGAAGUUGUACCUAAUCACAAACAAGAGAAAAUCUGCAGAUGCUGAAAACCUAAAAUGUUGAGUGUGGGUCUUCAGGCUUCUGUACCUUCUCCUCAAUGGUAGUAAUCAGAAGAGGGUAUUUCCUGGAUGGUGAGCACCCCUAGUGAUGAAUGCUGCAAUCUUGAGGAUAUCCUCUUGAAGAUAUCCUAAAUCAGGGGUUCCCAACCUUUUGUAUGCCAUGGACCAAUACCAUUAAGUAAAAUGUCUGUAGACCCCAUAUUGGGAACCUCUGUCCUAGAUGGACAUGGUUUAAAAAAAAACAGUGACAGGCAAUAGGCUUGUAGUAUAUCACAGAUCCACUCAAAUGCAGAAGGUAAAGCAUAAACACAAGUGAGUCUGCAGAUGCUGGAAAUCCUAAGCACCACAAUUGCUGGAGGAACUCGGUAGUUCAGGCAGUGUUUAUGGAAAUGAAGAAACAGUUGACAUUUCGGGCCAAGGCCCUUCUUCAGGACAGAAGAUGAAGCAGGACGUGAAGUGAUCUGCAGCUUUGCUGAGGGUUACCUCAAGCCAAUCACGGUCCAGAUGAUUUUCUGGCAGAGUCCAGUUAUAUUGUGGGGAGGUGGGAUCUAGCUGGCUGUGUCAGAUCUGCUGGUUUGAAUGAAGCACAGUCCGGGGAUUCCAGAUUUGCUGGCUUGAAUUCAUCACAGUCUAGAGAUCGCAUGGCUUAGUUAGAUCCCCCUGACUGUACCAUGUCCAAUCAUAGUGCAGGGGCUCCAGUUGCCCUUGUUGCAUCUGCUGGCCAUUGGAAAAGGGAUUGUUAUUGUCACAUGUCCUGAGGUACAGUGGAAAGCGUUGUUUAGCAUGUCAUCCAGACAGAUCAGAUCACAACAACUGCAUUGAUGUAGUAUCAGGGAAAAGAAUAACAAUGCAGAACAAAGUCUUACAGAGAAGGUGCAGUGCUGGCAGAUAAUAAAGUGCAAGGACCAUAACGAUGUGGAUUGUGAGGUCAAGAAUCUCUUAUCCCUUUAGGGAAUCAUCCAGUAAUCUUGUGCCAGUGUGGUAAAAGUUGUCCUUGAGCCUGGUGGAACAUGCUUUCUGGGUUUUUGUAUCUUCUGCCCAAUUGUGGAGGGGGCACAGAAGAGAGAAUGUCCAGUGUGGGUGGGGUGUUUGGCAGGGAGGAGUAUGGGCUGAGAUUGGGGAGGGGGAGGCUGGUUUCCAUGAAGUCUUGAGAUCCCCCUCCAUGGACUCGGUCUACACUUGGCAUAGCACAGGGAAGCUUGCUGGUUCUAUGAACUCAUUUGGCAUUAAGCACUCACCAGACCAUAUUAGUCUGUGUUGUAAAUGAGUACAAGAUGUCUUCAUUCUCAUCUGCUGAGUUGCCAAUCGUAUGGUCCAUCUCCAAGCAGCCUGGUGGUAAAGUGACCCUUCCGCCCAGUGCAGCAUUCCUCGAGGAACUUCCCAGCUCAUUGGAUCACAAGGGUGCAUCUGAUUCUCCCAUCUUGAGUAGAUCCACCAAUGGCAGGGUGGAAAAAUGCAGAUUAGAUUGGCAGCAUGGUGGAGAUAUGAGGGAGCAGGUGGAGUCAGAUUUUUAGAGUAAGUCUUGGAUUUUACACUCUGGGGUUCACCAGAAACCUAAACUCUGUUCGCCUGUUUUUGAGGUUCAGGUCUCAAGUACAAAAUCCUGGUAUGUACUGGGGAGUUGGUGCUGUCUUAGGGAGGAACUGUCAGGGAUUUAUCCUGGUAUGUAUUGAGGAGUUGGAGGUACUGUCUUGGGGAGGAACUGUCAGGAUUUAUCCAAUAUUCAUCCUUCAGUAUUGUUAAAGUUGGAUCAUUUAGUUAAUCUCCACCUUCAUGUUUGUAGGAUUUUGCAAGUUGUCUGUCAAGAUCCCCAGAGCAGUUCAUAAAGUACUCGGCGUGUCCCUGACAGGGGAAUGAAAGAAAACACAAGUCUUAAUCCUGCAAGUGAAUGGGAUAUGUCGUCAUUAUCCAGUUGCUCCUCCCCUCUCCAACCAAGAUGGAAAUUCCACACUAUUCUGGCCCCUUAUUUUGUUUGAUUACAUUGGCUUCUAUUUGUAUCCAUUUGUUGAGGGUGUAAAAUGCAUGUUCACUGCCUACUGCCACUGCAUGUAUUCAUGGUGGUCAAAUGCCUCUACGCCCAAACCCAAGACACCACAAGCAGAGAAUUUUGCACUCCAAGCAUUCAAAUAAUGAAUGUAAUGCAGAAAUGCCCUUAUGGUGUACCUUGCAUGUAUAUUUUUGAUGGUGUAUCUGCUAUUUUGAAGUCAGUCUAUAAUCGUGGAUUAAUGUAUAUUUUUAAUUUGGAAUGAACUGAAAUGAAUGUAUCUGCAAUAAAAUAAUGCA
Hypanus sabinus (Atlantic stingray) is the source of this 9471-nucleotide messenger RNA. It is a transcript of the gene hprt1l, whose product is annotated as hypoxanthine phosphoribosyltransferase 1, like. The transcript has 10 exons. Lineage: Eukaryota; Metazoa; Chordata; Chondrichthyes; Myliobatiformes; Dasyatidae. Gene Ontology annotation, molecular function: hypoxanthine phosphoribosyltransferase activity; magnesium ion binding. Gene Ontology annotation, biological process: hypoxanthine metabolic process; guanine salvage; purine ribonucleoside salvage. The coding region runs from base 475 to 1005 and encodes 176 amino acids. The record is from RefSeq and is a predicted model, not a curated record.